AUGAAAGCUGACCGACUUUGGAUUCGAUGGCUUGACACAUUCUAUUUCAAAGGUGAUGAUAUUUUACAAUGGCAAGCCACAACAAAUAGUUCAUGGAUUUUGAAGAAAAUUGUGAAGCAUAAGGAAGCCUUGAGCACGAGUAAGCAUUGGAUGGAGGCGGUAACUACCGGCCAUUACAAAACUGGAGCCAUGUACAAGGAUUUGAAGGGUGAAGUGGAACAUGUCGGAUGGAAGAAGAUAUUGGUUGAUAACCAUGCUAGACCACGAUCAUGUUUCACAUUGUGGAUGACGCUUAUGAAACGAUUUCCCACAAAGGAGAGAUUACUUAGAUUAGGCAUCAAUGUGGACUUGAAGUGCUGCUACUGUGAUUACAACAAAAACAUACAACACCUUUUCUUUGGCUGCAACUACACCAAAGAUAUCUGGCAGCAAAUCCUUGGCUAA
This is a messenger RNA of Vicia villosa (hairy vetch), 444 nucleotides long. RefSeq lists its product as uncharacterized. The record is from RefSeq and is a predicted model, not a curated record. The transcript has a single exon. NCBI's taxonomy places the organism in Eukaryota, Viridiplantae, Streptophyta, Magnoliopsida, Fabales, Fabaceae. Bases 1 to 444 code for a protein of 147 amino acids.